AUGACCUUAAUGGAUGCCAGCUCAGCCAAUGACAGAAAAUCCUGGGGAGGCGAGGAUCAUCUUGCACCAAUUUCCAAUGCACUGGGCGUGGUAUUGGUGGUGUUUAACCCCUCUGCAGAAGGCUUAGUGACAACUUAUGGAAAUUCUGAUCGACCUGGACCUUUGAAAACUUAUUUCUUGGCCUUUGUGAAUGAAAACCAUUAUGAAAUCAUAUUCAAUGAAAACAUUCAUUGUCUACCCCCAACUCCUCCUCCAUCUGGAAAUCAACCAUCAAAUGAACCAACUGCUCUAGUUGAUCCUUAUGAUUUGAAUGAUCUUGACCUUGACAAUGAAAAUUUAAGAAAGUUUCACCGUGAUGCUUGGAAGCCAAUCAACAUUGGACUAAUGGAAAUAUUGAAAAAUCCUCAGGCUAGAUCAACUAGCCUUCCACUAGUUGAGAUUCCCUAUUAUUAUCCAUAUGGAUUGCUGGACGGCUGGGCAAUCACCAAUGAUUUUAUAAUUACGGAAAACAAUAGCUUUUACCAUGCGGUAUCCUAUUGGGUCAAUGGAAACCAAGAUCAAACUGGUCAAGAUUUGUCCAGACAACUCAGGCAAAUACAAUCAAGAUAUCUCAACCUCACCUGCAAGCAGUAUCAAAUAGUCAAAGAGUUAUUCUGUGGGCUGGAAGAUACAAUGGCAGAGGGCAGAUGGAGUAUAUUAUCCUAA
Molecule: messenger RNA, 705 nt
Organism: Puccinia graminis f. sp. tritici CRL 75-36-700-3
Lineage: Eukaryota; Fungi; Basidiomycota; Pucciniomycetes; Pucciniales; Pucciniaceae
Exons: 2
Coding region: 1-705 (234 amino acids)
Source: RefSeq, a predicted model, not a curated record